CUUCCACAUCGGCACUGGCUGGUUUACUCCCUCCGUGUCCCGAUCUUCGCUCUUCCGCAUGUCUGUCUGCACAGCAGCGAAGUAAUUACGGCUGUAACACUAUGGAAGAUGUUUCGGGGCAAGAAUCAUCGCCACACGCCUAUGUCCGCACAAGAGUCGCCAACGCUUGCGACAGCUGCAAGGCCCGUAAAGUCAAAUGCGAUGGCAAGUUGCCAUGCAGCUACUGCUUGAGACGGCAACGUCCUCUCACGUGUCGAUACUCUCCGCAACAGAGGCGAAGAGCUCCGGCGCCCCUUCUGAGAACGCCGUCUCCGUCUGUGCACAAUGGCCCAGAUAUUCAGUCCGAGACCCGGCAAUCAGUCACGUCACACGAGGCCCUCGCCGAAGAAGAGACAGAAGUCCCCCGAGAAGCACGUCUUUUGUGCGACGCUCAGGGGAAAAUAAUCUUCAUUGGAGAUUGUGCGCCGUUGUCAUUCUUCCAAACUGUCCGCCAAUUGGUGAACACACGCGUCGAUCCGCAAGUCUUUGCGCACCAGACCGAAAAUCCACCUUUUCGACCGCCGGUUCAUCAUUCCGGAAACGACGAGCCCACUCUCCAACUUACGACAAUAUCGGGUGCCGUUGUAAGGUACCAUGAAGUGACUAGUGGCCUUGUUGAUCUGUUUGGACAUGCGCAACUCGGCAACGAAAUCAAGUCUUGGGCUCGUCAGAACCAUAGACUACAAGACGCAGUAUCCGCCACUUUUUUCCUUGUUCUUGCCAUGGGCUACCAGUCUUCCGAGGAAGACCUUGCAUCUUCCUACUUUGAAUAUGCGCGCAAUAUCGCCCUUGCAAAUCUCAGUGGAAACAUCAAUGUCCCAACCAUUCAGACGUUCAUUCUAGUCACUGUCUAUAUGCUCGGUUCAUGCCAAAUGAAUGGGGCAUUCCUAUUCUUCGGCAUCGCAGUAAGAGCAGCCUACUCGAUUGGGAUCCACCGCACCGAGAUCAACUCUCGAUUUGGUGCAGACGUUCAUAGACAGCGGGAUCGCCUGUGGAAGAGCCUGCGUGUCUUGGAUCUCUUCUUAAGUACAUCGAUGGGCCGGCCACCUGCGACAUCUGACGUGGAUUGCACUGUACCCUACAGGGAGCUGGACGAUGAGGGACAAGAAAUCUUCGAUCUACUCAAUGCCUCAGCGCAAAUAUUCUUGAUCACUGAAGGCAUCGUCGUAGAGGUGUACUCGAGAAGGAAGGUUUCGUAUCAAUUGACCGAGGGUAUCUCACGACAGCUACGAGACUGGUCAAUUCGGUGGUUACAGAGGCUAAAGGACACUGUUUCCGACAUACGAUCUGACCAAGAGGCAAGCAAGGUGACAGGAGCAUGUCAGGUCCUUUGUUCCUACUACUACGCGGUAAUCUUGGUCUCACGACCUUUCCUAAUGUAUGAAUUGCACAAGCGACUAGCCGACGGGGUUACCGAGACACCAACAGCAACUUCAGGUCUGACCUCUGGCAAGUCGAAACUUGCUGAUGCGUGUAUCGAUGCCGCAAGCUUCAUGGUCGACAUUUUAGUCGGCCUAGUCGAGAAAGGGGUUUUAAUAGGGCACAUGCCUUUAGUUGUCUCUUGGUUAUUUGCUUCAUCUCUCAUCUUGGGCGUGGGUCUCCUCGGAUCCUUUGGCCGCAUUUUGGAAAAGUACACGCGAAAUUCCAUAUUGGUACUAGAACAUUUUGCGAAAACCGAUGCCCACGCCUCACAAUACUCACUCAUUGCAAAGUCAUUACUCAACGCUGCUCUUGAGUAUUUGGAAAAGAAGGAACUCAGAGAGCGUAUGCAGCGUACUGAAAGCUCCUCACAGCUUUUCGGGCUUGUUCCGCGAGAAAGCACUGAAAGCAUCCACAACAUCCAAGCUUCAGCUACUGAGGCUAGUCCGAAUACAAGCACGGAUCGAAGCCUCGUGUCGAGGACAAAUAACUCCGCCUCUGGUUUUCUUGGACUUGGUUCGCCAUCUUUUGUGGACGUGGACGCGUCCUUUUUAGGCCUUUCAUCCUCCUUACCCAGAACGCCGGAUUUAUCUAUGCUUGAUGGAAGAAACGAGAUGGAUCAUGGGUUUGGGGAUCUAAACUUGUUCCAACUCCUCGAUGGCGACGGACACAUUGAUCUUGGACCUUAUAUCUAAUGAGAAUUCUCAUUGGAAAGUUCUUCGAAGAUUUACUUGAGAUGUCGUACGGCGUUAGAAAUUUUGGUUCAAAGGCUGGGGCCAGAAGAAGAUUCAAAGCUUAUUCUUCAAAGGUUAUUAUUUCCUAUCGUUUUGUAGCGCUCUGAUUCAAAGUGACUCUUGCCAGUCUCACUGCCGUUUCAAGAAGAAGGCAAGACAGUUAUAAAUCUAGUUGGACCGAAUGAAGACUUGCACA
This is a messenger RNA of Colletotrichum acutatum, 2388 nucleotides long. Its product is annotated as fungal-specific transcription factor domain-containing protein. The coding region runs from base 102 to 2153 and encodes 683 amino acids. The transcript is spliced from 8 exons. Lineage: Eukaryota; Fungi; Ascomycota; Sordariomycetes; Glomerellales; Glomerellaceae. Gene Ontology annotation, cellular component: nucleus. Gene Ontology annotation, molecular function: zinc ion binding; RNA polymerase II cis-regulatory region sequence-specific DNA binding; DNA-binding transcription factor activity, RNA polymerase II-specific. The record is from RefSeq and is a predicted model, not a curated record. Gene Ontology annotation, biological process: DNA-templated transcription; positive regulation of transcription from RNA polymerase II promoter by galactose.